UGAACGCUCCACACACCACGCCGUGCAUAUGUGCGAGGCCGAGAUUACAGACUCUACGCUGUACUCGAGAGACCAGUCGUCCGGCCAGCGUGUGAACUUUGUCUCCACGUAGCUAAAACACCCCCUGAAGAUAGCUGUCAUGUCGUCGUUCGCCCCAGCAUCCUCCUCGUCCGACGAUGGACCGAGCUGUGCCAGCUUCGACGCUGAAGAUGCUACAUUUUUCGCAGGAAUCGACAAGAUACCGUUCCGCCCUAGCGGAGGUCCGAAUGACACGAUGGCCUUCAGACACUACGACCCGAAACAGAUAGUGAUGGGACGUACCAUGGAGGAAUGGCUGCGAUUCUCCGUCUGUUUCUGGCACACAUUCCGUGGCACAGGUGCUGACCCCUUUGGCUUCCCCACCUUGAUCCGCCCCUGGGAUGAUGGAUCAGACACUAUGGCCAACGCCAAGCGUCGUUUGCGGGCAGCUUUCGAGUUCUUUGUGAAACUUGGCGUCAAGUACUGGACAUUCCACGACAGAGAUAUCGCACCAGAGGGCAACACAUUGGCCGAGACCAACAGGAACCUAGAUGAGAUCACAGACCUUGCUUUAGAGUUGCAGAAGAAAACUGGGGUGAAAUGCCUGUGGGCAACAAGUAACCUGUUCGCCAGUCCUAAGUACAUGAAUGGAGCAGCCAGCAACCCUGACUCUCAUGUGGUGGCGUUCGCCGCGACCCAAGUUAAGAAAUGCAUGGACAUCGCAGUGAAACUUGGAGCAGAAAACUUUGUGUUCUGGGGCGGCCGAGAGGGUUACCACACCAUCCUCAACACAGACGUCCUUACGGAACUCACAAACAUGGCCAACUUCUUCAAAAUGGCUGCCGCCUACAAGAAGAAAUUAGGAUUCACAGGAAAUCUGCUGAUCGAACCUAAACCCAAGGAACCGGCAAAGCACCAGUAUGACUACGACGCCAUGACGGUGAUUGGGUUCCUCAAGCAUUUUGGAUUGGACAAAGAAUACAAGCUGAACAUUGAACCAAACCACACGACUCUGGCCGGUCAUGGUUAUGAGCACGACAUCAUCAUGGCGUCAGCGUUUGGGAUGUUAGGAUCAGUCGAUUCCAACACCGGAUCACCAGACCUGGGAUGGGAUACUGACCAGUUCCCCAUGGACACCAAAAACGCCACGCUCGUCCUCAAGGCAAUUCUGGAACAAGGUGGUCUAAAGCCUGGUGGCCUCAACUUCGACUGUAAAGUACGCCGGGAAUCCACGGACCUCCGAGACAUGUUCAUCUCCCACAUCGGUGCUAUGGAUACGUUUUCGCGCGGACUGAAGAACGCUGCCGCUAUUCUAGAGGAUGGCGUCAUCCCCGGACAGGUCAAGGAGCGAUACAGCAGCUUCCAGACUGGAAUAGGCGAGAAGAUCAACAAAGGACAGACUUCCUUCGAGGAACUAGAGGAGUACGUCACAAAGAACGGUGCACCAAGUAAUCCGUCCGGCCGACAGGAGCAUUACGAAUCAAUGAUGAACCAUUACGUCUGAACAGUGGAAACAACUCAGAGCGGCUAACGGACUAAGUAACGGACUAAGUAACUAUCCAUCAUAUAAUGGAUAAACAUAUAAAUAACGGAAUGUAGAACCAAACAACGGACGUGGGACCAAACAUGUUGAUUUUGUUGUUUAUAUCAAAGUGACUAUGUACCACAGUCGGCCUCUAUCAGACGUGUACUAGAGCUAUACGAGGUUGACUGUUCAUCAAUCUUUUUUGACACGGUCUACUUGAUUUGGCUAUCUACAUGGGAUAGUUUUACUAGUAAAGAGUCAAUUUAAAAAUAA
This is a messenger RNA of Mizuhopecten yessoensis (Yesso scallop), 1816 nucleotides long. RefSeq names its product xylose isomerase-like. Gene Ontology annotation, biological process: carbohydrate metabolic process. Lineage: Eukaryota; Metazoa; Mollusca; Bivalvia; Pectinida; Pectinidae. The transcript has 15 exons. The coding region runs from base 140 to 1522 and encodes 460 amino acids. Gene Ontology annotation, molecular function: xylose isomerase activity. The record is from RefSeq and is a predicted model, not a curated record.